This is a messenger RNA of Morus notabilis, 1527 nucleotides long. RefSeq names its product NADP-dependent D-sorbitol-6-phosphate dehydrogenase. The coding region runs from base 207 to 1136 and encodes 309 amino acids. Gene Ontology annotation, molecular function: aldose-6-phosphate reductase (NADPH) activity. NCBI's taxonomy places the organism in Eukaryota, Viridiplantae, Streptophyta, Magnoliopsida, Rosales, Moraceae. The record is from RefSeq and is a predicted model, not a curated record. The transcript is spliced from 6 exons.
UAUUACUCCACAUAAGGCCGUUACACAGAGUAGAAGCAAGUAAACUCAAGCGAGCCUAGCUGCUCUCUUCAGGGACACAGACAGAAGACAAGUUAAAUUAACAGAAAUAUCAGAGUAAUCACAGAGCGUAAACAAUCAGACGUUGAGGCUGAGGUAGUAUUUCUUUGUCUGCUGUGUUCAAGAGAAGAGAGUUUUCAGAACCAAAAAUGGCGAUAACGCUGAACACUGGUUUCAAGAUGCCGAUAGUGGGUCUGGGUGUUUGGCGGGUGGAAGGGAAAGAAAUCAGAGAUCUCAUUAUCAACUCCAUCAACAUUGGCUAUCGCCAUUUUGAUUGUGCUGCUGAUUACAGGAAUGAAUCAGAAGUUGGGGAGGCACUUUCCGAGGCUUUUCGGACGGGGCUUGUUAAGAGAGAGGAUCUCUUUAUUACCACCAAGCUUUGGAAUUCGGACCAUGGACAUGUCAUUGAGGCCUGCAAGGACAGCCUGAAGAAGCUUCAAUUAGAUUAUCUGGAUCUUUACCUUGUUCACUUCCCCGUCGCCACGAAGCAUACCGGAGUUGGUACAACUGACAGUGCUUUAGAUGAGGAUGGGGUGCUUGACAUAGACACAACCAUAUCCUUGGAAACCACCUGGCACGCGAUGGAAGAUCUGGUGUCCUUGGGUCUAGUGCGUAGCAUCGGAAUCAGCAAUUGUGACAUCUUUCUAACCAGAGAUUGCUUGGCUUACUCCAAAGUUAAGCCUGCUGUGAACCAGAUUGAAACUCACCCUUACUUCCAGCGUGAUUCUCUGGUGAAAUUCUGUCAAAAGCAUGGUAUUUGUGUCACGGCCCACACCCCUCUCGGAGGUGCUGCUGCCAACAUCGAAUGGUUUGGCUCAGUUUCAUGCCUAGAUGAUCCUGUUCUCAAGGAUCUUGCUAAGAAAUACAACAGGACCGUGGCCCAGAUCGUUCUCCGCUGGGGCAUUCAACGGAACACGUUUGUCAUUCCAAAGUCGUCAAAAGUCGAGAGAUUGAAGGAGAACUUUGAAGUUUUCGACUUCGAGCUUACCAAAGAGGACAUGGAUUUGAUCAAAACUGUGGAUAAGAAACACCGGACCAAUCAACCUGCUAAGUUAUGGGGCAUGGACCUCUAUGCAUAAACAUGGGCAUACUUCUGUGCCUUCCCGAAUGUUUGUUAGUAAGAAUAAGAGAGUGGGGGGAGCUUUUAUGUGAGCUAUUAGGCAUUUUUUGGACCUGUCCUAUUGUCGAAGCGUUUAGACGAAAACUAAAGGCUCAUUUGAUGCAUUAAUGACGACCUGUCCUAUUAUUUACGAAAACUAAGAGAGUGGGGGGAGCUUGCAUGGUGAUUAUUAUGUCCUUUCUCAUCACUUUUUUUUUUUUUUUUUUUUUUUUUUUUGUGUGGAGAUUAUCAUUUCUCAUCACUUUUUUUCCCCCGUUUGAACUUUAUAUUCCCUGUUUGAAGUUCGGUCUCAGCUAAAACUAGAGGAUAAAUAAAUGCUCAAACCGUUUUCCCGUUUUGAUGCAUAGAAA